AUGUCCUCAUCUAAGUCGAGCCCGUCCAGCCACACCAUCCAGCCGGGGUCAGACGGCGGGUCUUCAGUGGUACUGGGUAAGGGUGAGUCCUCGUUAGCCGCCCACUCGGCGUUUGCCAGCGACUUCAUGCAACGCGUUGCAAGUUCCAAUCCCAUCCAAUGCUCCGGGCCGGAGAUGAGAGACACCCUCGAUGCACUCUCCAGCGUUGUCGCCACCCUGAGAGAGCAGACAGUUGCCAAUGAGAUGGCAUACCCUCACGCACGGCCGAUUCAGCGCCCCGGCCCGUCAGGGUACGGGUUGCCCCCCAUCCAAAAAGCCGUCGAGAUGAUUCGCAUCGCAAAAACUGGAGCCGGCUUCAUCUACGAGUUCAUAUUGGCGCGCAACUUCUCGGAUAUAUGCCUCCAGGUCUACUUCUCUGACAACUUUUCCGAGAUGGAAUUCAUUAUCGUCAACGCGGGCCUCCAUUCCCUCUUUGAAGACUACAGCCAUCACGUGCCCGUCGAAGAAAAGGCAGUGUAUCGAGACCAUGCCCGGAUGUGUCGUGCGAAUCUUGAGACUGCACUUUCUAGUUUACCUCUGCAUCUUCCAACAACGACAGACGCCGUCACAGCUCUGCUCUUCGGUGCUUGGCAUGCGAUUGAGCUGUCAAAACCCUACCUCUCCUGGGCACUAUCGGCUAAGGCAUCAGAGCUUUGCCAGACGCUAAGCUAUCACAGGAUACCCGAUACAGACAACAGUGACGAUGCCAAGUUCAGGAGAUUUUUGUUCUGGACGAACUACUUCCUUGACAAAUGCCUGUCUCUUCGCCUCGGUCGAGCUUGA
Messenger RNA from Colletotrichum spaethianum, 822 nucleotides. RefSeq lists its product as uncharacterized. Gene Ontology annotation, molecular function: DNA binding; zinc ion binding. The record is from RefSeq and is a predicted model, not a curated record. Lineage: Eukaryota; Fungi; Ascomycota; Sordariomycetes; Glomerellales; Glomerellaceae. The transcript is spliced from 3 exons. The coding region runs from base 1 to 822 and encodes 273 amino acids. Gene Ontology annotation, biological process: DNA-templated transcription.